This is a messenger RNA of Cajanus cajan (pigeon pea), 3065 nucleotides long. NCBI's taxonomy places the organism in Eukaryota, Viridiplantae, Streptophyta, Magnoliopsida, Fabales, Fabaceae. The record is from RefSeq and is a predicted model, not a curated record.
CUUGUGGAAGAAAAUAUUAGAAGAGUUACUUAACUUGAAGCUUCAUUCAAAAUUGUACUGUAGAUGAGUCCAUGUUAGCUUAUAAACCCCACACUAGUAGCUCUUGUGCACUUAUUCCCUCCCUCCUCUUUCUUGGGGAAGAAGAAGAAGAAGAAGCAGAGUUUUCUCUCACUCUGUUACAUUACAUUGCAGUGUAAAUCUGUAUGAAAACUAGAAUGCUCAAAUGCCUCUCCUUCAAAUCAUCCACCUCAUCCUCCACAGUCCAAAACCCCUCCCAAGAUGAAACACCCAGCAUCUCUGGCGAGUACCACCUCGCCGUGCACACCACAUCCUACACGGAGAUCCGCUCGAGCGUGGAGGCCCAAGCCCACCACCUGAAGCCCACGCGCGAGCGCGUCCACGAGGCCCUCCCAUCGACCCCCACGGGCCUCACGCGCCUCCUCUCGACCUUCUUCGACCACACCGAAACCGCCUCCGACCUCUGCCUCCAGCUCCGCGUCCCCGCCCCCCUCCACACCCUCCUCCAAACCCUAGACCACACCCACCCCACCCCACGCGACUGCGACCGCGCCCUCCAACUCUUCCACCCCUUCCAAACCCUCCAAAACCCUAUCCCCGAUUCCAACACCUUCUCCGCCGUCCGCGCCUCCCUCUCCGCCCUCAAAACCCUCCUCCACCGCCGCGCCGCCGCCUCCCUCUCCCGCCUCCGCCUCUUCCGCCGCGCCCUCCGCGGCUCCGCAAUCUGCCUCGUCGCCGUCGCCGUCGCCGUCAUUGCCGCCACCGUCGCAGCCACCGUGCACGCCGCCGUCACGCUAGCUGCCGCCGCCGGUGCUGCUGCUGCGCCGGUUUGUGGCUCUGAGAGGAGAGAACUUGCGAGGCUGAGGCAGCUUGAUGCUGCUACGAAAUGCGCUUUUGUGUUGAGCAAUGACCUCGCCACCAUCGACGCCCUGGUGGCGCGGCUUCGCGCCACCGUGGAGGGGAAUAGGGUUCUGGUGAGGCUUGGGUUGGAGAGGGAGAAUGAGAGGUACCUUGUGCAGGAAGUAAUCAAGCAGCUCUGGAAGAGUCACCAGGGGCUUUUGCGCCAGAUUGAGGAACUUGAGGAGCAUAUAUUCCUAUGCUUUUAUAACAUUAACAAGGCUAGACUCUUGGUUCUUCAAGAGAUAUGCAGUGACUCCGAUUUGUAAGUUUGUUCUGUACUAUGAUCUUUUGCCAUGCAUAGAUUCCAGGUAUUAUGCAAUUUAAAAUAUUGCUAGAUUCUAACCUAGACUGUUAUUUAACAAUUAAAAUUUGAUGUGCCUCCUAUAAUAAGGGUCAUCUUGUACCAAUACUGUUUUGAAUAUCCAAAUCAAACAUUUUAAUAUUAAAAAACAAGUUAAUCACCUAUACACUGUCAGUGUAAAGUUUUUUACACUGGCAACCAAUCAGAUUUGUUAAUAAGAUUUGUUAAUAGUACCUUUUUUAUUUUAAUUUAAUUAAAUGAGCAAAUGACAUGGCAUUAUUAAUAGAUCUGGUUGGUUGUCAGUAUAAAAAAAAUUUACACUGACAGUGUAUAGGUGAUUAACUCUUAAAAAAAUUGACAUCACAAUUCACAGGUGAGCAGGCAUACUUGGUUUACUAUAUUUUUUAAAUGGAUAAAUAGAUUUAUUUUACUAGCAAUUAGACAUUUUCCAAAUCUUUUUGGCUAAAAUAGUAUUUUGGUCCUUCAUUUUUAUUUUAGAUUCCAGUUUGAUCCCUUAAAGUUUAAGUCUUUGUUUGGUGGGGUUGAUUUAAUAGGGAGGGAGAUGAAUUAUAGUGGAUUUGAAAAAAAACACUUGUAUUUAGUGGAGAGUAUUUCACGAGAAUUGUGAGGAAUUAGAAGUGGGAUCCCACAUUAUUUUUUAUACCCUCUUCAUUGAGGGGAUUCUUGGGGAGCUUGAGAGAUAUGUAAAAUUACAAGUAAAAAAAUAAUAAUUCAAACUAUAUUAUAAAGAGAUGGUAAAAUAAUAAUUCUAAAUGUCAAUUUCAUCCUAUUUUUCAUCUAAUUUCACUAUCAAAUUACAAAUUUCACACUAUUCCACUCUAUUUCCUAUCAAAUCAAUUCUUACUUAUUUUUUCCAUUCUCAUCUAUUUCUCUCUAACUCAAACAAGACAUAAAAGGUUUCAUUUUGCUUUCUUAAAGUGUCUUCAAUAGUCAAAUUGGUCUUUCAGUCAAUUGUUAAGAUUUUUGUUCUGAGACUAUUAAUUUUGACCGAUGUGACAUUCUCACAACUUGGAAUGAGUAACUAAAGUGAUCAAACUGGUCUGAUUCAUUGAAAGAACCAGUUUGGUUUAACAUAGAUACUUUAAGGGAUCAAAGGGAAGCAUUUAAACUCGACCAAAUUGAAACCAAAAAUAAAAAUAAGGGGCUAAAAGAUGAUCCUUUUUUAAGCUUAUCUGCAGAUAUUAUUAAGAAAUGCAACCGUGAGAUCUUGGAAUGGUAGCUGUUGGGUGUUGAUCUCGGCUGUAAAACUGACUGUGAGCUGCUGAGCAAUGGAUGAACAGUGCAAAACAUAAAUCUUGGUUACCUAGAUUCAACAUCUGAUGAGACCAUUGGGGAUGUAAGGUAAAUCCUAUUGCUCCACUGAUAAUGUAAAUAAAUUAUUCUAAUGACAAUAGUGAAUGAAAUUGGCCAAGAAUUUUAAAUGUGUUUACUAAAGGUUUUACAAACAUGCAAUGAUUAAAAAUAAUAAAGAAUGAGACUGGCACAUAUGAAAUUAUGGGACAUGAUUAUUGACAAUUAUUCCAAAGCACCAUUAAGGAGCGAUGUUUCCCUGUCUUGCCUUAAGGAUAACCUCUUCAGUGGUGGUGCCUAUUAUCUCGUUUGCCCGUUUCAGUCCAACGCACUGAUACCGGCCAAUGAUAUCCUGAAUACCAAGGAAAGCUUCUAGUCAACUAAAAAUUAUUGGUUUUCAGAGCAACAUGGAUUAGGUAUCAACAAUAAAAGUUAUCUCCAAUUAGUUGUAUCAGCAUCUCUGCUAAUUUAGUUUGUAAAAUUAGUUCAGUUGUUUGAUGCAUUUUUAUAAAGUGAUUUGAUUUGAUUUUUUGAA